GCCGAAGAAAGUUCUAGUGGGUUGAGGUAUCGGCGGGAGCAGCCGGCUGGCGGGAGGAGCCGUUACACGAACCGGAGUUGCCGAUUAAGCCUGAGCAAGAUGACCACCUCUCAGAAGCACCGGGACUUCGUGGCGGAGCCCAUGGGGGAAAAGCCAGUGGGCAGCCUGGCGGGGAUUGGAGAAGUCCUGGGCAAGAAGCUGGAGGAAAGGGGCUUUGACAAGGCCUACGUGGUCCUUGGCCAGUUUCUGGUGCUAAAGAAAGAUGAAGACCUCUUCCGGGAAUGGCUGAAGGACACAUGUGGCGCCAACGCCAAGCAGUCCCGGGACUGCUUCGGGUGUCUCCGAGAGUGGUGCGACGCCUUCUUGUGACGCCCUCUGGGCGGCUCCCCCCCAGCACCCCCUUUGAGUCCCCAGAGUUGGCUGGCUGAUGGGGACCCCUCCCGUCCUUCACAGAGGAAGAUUGCUGUUUUCGUACUCACCUCCGAUGUACUCCAGGGUCUCUUGGGAGUUCUCUCCCCUCACCCUUGCAGCUUUUUGGGGAUUCUCACUCUUGCAUGCGUCCCUCUCCUUCCCCUGCCAGGUUCACGUUGACCACAGCCAGCUUUUUUGAGUGAAUUCCUAGCCCCUGUCCUCACCCCCACUCCCACCUUUGGUCUCUUUCAAGCCGUUCUGCUCUUUUUUGUGGCAGAACAGUCACUGUCCUCAAAGUUUUUUAAAUCAAUAAAGUCAGUGGCCUUUGUG
Molecule: messenger RNA, 741 nt
Organism: Condylura cristata (star-nosed mole)
Lineage: Eukaryota; Metazoa; Chordata; Mammalia; Eulipotyphla; Talpidae
Gene: BANF1
Product: barrier to autointegration factor 1
Exons: 3
Coding region: 100-369 (89 amino acids)
Molecular function (GO): DNA binding
Source: RefSeq, a predicted model, not a curated record